UUGAAACGAGCCUUAUGGCGGCUAUUAUAUAAUCACAAACCGACAAGUAUUCUUCCUCCUCAUCCAAAACUAUACCAAGAGGUUCCAAAGUAUCACUCUCUCUUCUUCCACUAUCAAUUAUGGGACGAUACACUCAAGUUGAGUGACUCAACGUUGCGGAAUCCAUCAUCAUCAUCAUCGUCAUCGUCAAAAGGAUGGAACAACAUGGCGGUUCUAGCUCACAGAAACCUCACGCAAUGUGCAUACCUUAUCCAGCACAAGGCCACAUCAACCCAAUGCUGAAACUAGCCAAGCUCCUCCACGCUAGAGGCUUCCACGUCACUUUCGUCAACACCGACUACAACCACCGCCGUAUCCUCCAAUCACGUGGCCCUCACGCUCUCAACGGUCUCCCCUCGUUUCGCUUCGAGACUAUCCCCGACGGUCUUCCUUGGACAGACGUCGACGCUAAGCAAGACAUGCUCAAGCUUAUUGACUCCACAAUAAACAACUGUUUAGCUCCAUUCAAAGACCUCAUCCUCCGGUUAAACUCCGGUUCUGAUAUACCACCGGUUAGCUGUAUCAUCUCCGACGCUUCAAUGAGCUUCACAAUUGACGCAGCGGAGGAGCUUAAAAUUCCGGUAGUUCUCCUCUGGACCAACAGUGCUACUGCUUUAAUCUUGUAUCUCCAUUACCAAAAACUCAUCGAGAAAGAGAUAAUUCCCCUCAAAGAUUCGAGUGACUUGAAGAAGCAUUUAGAGACGGAGAUUGAUUGGAUACCGUCGAUGAAGAAGAUUAAGCUUAAGGAUUUUCCAGAUUUCGUCACCACGACGAAUCCUCAAGAUCCGAUGAUUAGUUUCAUCCUUCAUGUAACCGGAAGAAUCAAAAGAGCUUCUGCGAUCUUCAUCAACACUUUCGAAAAACUCGAGCAUAACGUUCUCUUAUCUCUGCGAUCUCUUCUCCCUCAGAUCUACUCCGUUGGACCGUUCCAGAUUCUGGAGAAUCGCGAAAUCGAUAAGAACAGCGAAAUCAGAAAGCUAGGAUUGAAUCUCUGGGAAGAAGAGACGGAGUCUUUGGAUUGGCUAGAUACUAAAGCUGAGAAAGCUGUGAUUUACGUCAACUUCGGGAGUCUAACGGUUUUGACUAGUGAGCAGAUCUUAGAGUUCGCUUGGGGUUUAGCGAGGAGCGGGAAAGAGUUUCUCUGGGUGGUGAGAUCUGGUAUGGUCGACGGAGAUGAUUCGAUUCUUCCGGCGGAGUUUUUAUCGGAGACGAAGAAUCGAGGAAUGUUAAUUAAAGGAUGGUGUUCUCAGGAGAAGGUACUUUCGCAUCCGGCGAUUGGAGGAUUUUUGACUCACUGUGGAUGGAAUUCGACGUUGGAGAGUUUGUACGCCGGUGUUCCGAUGAUCUGUUGGCCAUUUUUUGCUGAUCAGUUGACGAAUCGAAAGUUCUGUUGCGAGGAUUGGGGGAUUGGGAUGGAGAUCGGCGAGGAGGUGAAGAGGGAGAGAGUGGAGACGGUGGUUAAAGAGCUCAUGGACGGAGAGAAGGGAAAGAGGUUAAGAGAGAAGGUGGUGGAGUGGCGGCGCUUGGCGGAAGAAGCUUCGGCGCCACCGUUGGGAUCAUCGUACGUGAAUUUUGAAACGGUGGUUAAUAAAGUCCUUACAUGUCACACGAUUAGAUCGACCUAAUUGGGCUUUCCGUAUCCAAAUAGGCCCAUUAGAAAAGGCCUGUUUGUUUCCACUAUCAUUUGGGCUGGCUUUAAUGACAAUUUUAAAAGAUGUACUUACAAGUUGCAAUAAUCUAUAGUGUUCUUCUC
This is a messenger RNA of Arabidopsis thaliana (thale cress), 1792 nucleotides long. It is a transcript of the gene UGT85A4, whose product is annotated as UDP-glucosyl transferase 85A4. The transcript has 2 exons. The record is from RefSeq and is marked reviewed. Gene Ontology annotation, molecular function: UDP-glycosyltransferase activity. Bases 195 to 1664 code for a protein of 489 amino acids. Lineage: Eukaryota; Viridiplantae; Streptophyta; Magnoliopsida; Brassicales; Brassicaceae.